CCUCACGACGGCCGACUCCGCUCCGCCCGCUCCUCGCCCUCAGGCCCGGGGCCCGCCCCGUCCCGCGCCGAAGCUCCGGCCGUUGGGCUUUCGCCGCAGCCGUUACUGCCGUUACCCUAAGCCCCGCCCCCUCCCUCCCUCCCGUCCAAUCCCGACUGCUUCUUCGGGCUGGGGUGUGGUCAUGGGGCCAGGCCCGCUCAAGAAGAGGGCGCGCCCCGUUCUCAGCUCGUGAAGCGGCGUCACUUCCGGCGUGUGCGUCUGGCGGCUGGCCGGCGCAGGAUGGCGGCUCUGAGGAGCUGGCUGUCGCGGAGCGUAGCCUCCCUCUUCAGGUACAGGCAGUGUGUUCCUGUCGUGGCUAACUUUAAGAAGCGCUGCUUCUCAGACUUGAUAAGACCAUGGCACAAAACUGUGGCAGUUGGAUUUGGUGUGACCCUGUGUGCAGUUCCUAUUGCACAGAAAUUGGAGCCUCAUUCUCUUAGUAAUGAUGCAUUAAUGAGGAGGGCUGUGUCUUUGGUAACAGAUAGCACCUCCACCUUUCUUUCUCAGACCACAUAUGCAUUGAUUGAAGCAAUCACUGAAUAUACUAAGGCCGUUUAUACCUUAAUUUCUUUGUACCGACAAUAUACAAGUUUACUUGGGAAAAUGAAUUCACAGGAGGAAGAUGAAGUGUGGCAGGUGAUCAUAGGAGCCAGAGUUGAGAUGACUUCAAAACAACAAGAAUACUUGAAGUUGGAAACCACUUGGCUGACUGCACUUGGUCUUUCAGAGAUGGCGGCAGAAGCUGCAUACCAAACUGGAGCAGAUCAGGCCUCGAUAACUGCCCGGAAUCACAUUCAGUUGGUGAAGUCGCAGGUACAGGAAGUGCGUCAGCUGUCCCAGAAAGCAGAGACCAAGUUGGCAGAAGCACAGACGGAGGAGCUCCGUCAGAAAACACAGGAGGAAGGGGAUGAGAGGGCCGAGCCGGAGCAGGAGGCCUACCUGCGUGAGGAUUGAGUGCCCGGCUGCUGCCCACGUCUGCGGGCUCAGCCUGGGGAAGGCGGGGCCGGCCCAGCCUUCCCUGCACGGAGAGGACACAGCAGGUCCUGCCCUGGCCCAUCAGGCCGGAGGCCGUAGUGAGCUGGGAGCGCCUGCCCCCCCCCCCCCCCCGUGGACCUGGUUCUUAGCCCUGGGGCAGUGCACCCUGUUUAACAUUUGACCCCAGUCUGCACAGCUUCCCAUGCACCCAUCCUUUUACCUCUCACCCAGGGCAUCUCGGCAGCCUGGCCAGAGAGAGGGGUCCUUUUUUGUCAUGCCCAGACAAGUUCAGUAGCUGUUUAACUUCCGUUUCCAGUCUUACAUUUUCAAAUAUGAUUUAGUCUUUGCUCCCCCC
This is a messenger RNA of Odobenus rosmarus divergens (Pacific walrus), 1369 nucleotides long. It is a transcript of the gene DIABLO, whose product is annotated as diablo, IAP-binding mitochondrial protein. Lineage: Eukaryota; Metazoa; Chordata; Mammalia; Carnivora; Odobenidae. Gene Ontology annotation, cellular component: mitochondrion. The record is from RefSeq and is a predicted model, not a curated record. Gene Ontology annotation, biological process: intrinsic apoptotic signaling pathway in response to oxidative stress; neuron apoptotic process. The coding region runs from base 280 to 993 and encodes 237 amino acids. The transcript is spliced from 6 exons.